Molecule: messenger RNA, 2205 nt
Organism: Neomonachus schauinslandi (Hawaiian monk seal)
Lineage: Eukaryota; Metazoa; Chordata; Mammalia; Carnivora; Phocidae
Gene: ZNF630
Product: zinc finger protein 630
Exons: 4
Coding region: 1-2028 (675 amino acids)
Biological process (GO): negative regulation of transcription by RNA polymerase II
Molecular function (GO): DNA-binding transcription repressor activity, RNA polymerase II-specific
Source: RefSeq, a predicted model, not a curated record
AUGUUGAGCCCGUUUGUGCAAGCAGGGAGCCAAGCUCAUCUUGAGGAGGAGCUUUGGGGUCCUGAGAGCAGAGCCAGGGAACCAGUGACAUAUGAGGAUGUGGCUGUGGACUUCACCCAGGAAGAGUGGCAGCACCUGGACCCUGCUCAGAAGACCCUACACAGAGAUGUGAUGCUGGAGAUCUACAGCCACCUGGUGUCUGUGGGGUGUUCAGGUAUAAAACCAGGUAUAAUCCUCAAGUUGGAACAUGAAGAGGACCCAUGGAUCAUAAAGAGUGAGUUGUCAAGGUGGAUCCACUCAGACAGAGAGAAAAGCCUUGACUCUUCCCAGCAGAUCAUUUCUGAAGAACUUUCAUUUCAAAAGGAGAUAUUGGAAAAAACCCCAAAGGAUAAUUCAUUGUAUUCUCUCUUAAAAGUCUGGCAUACUGAUGGUCAGAUAGAUAGGUAUCAAGGAAACCAAGACAGAGUUUUGAAGCAGGUCACAGUCACUAGCCAUGAAACAUUGGCCAAGGAGAAAGGCCCCAAAUGUAAUACAUUUGGAAAAAUACUUGGUGUGUGCAUAGACCUGGAUCCUUCAAGUAAAAAACUCCGUGAUUUUGAUUCAUGUGAAAAGAGCUUGAAAUCUAAUUUAGACUCACUGACAUGCAAUAGGAGCCAUGCAAGGAAGAACCCCAUUGAGAGAUUUGGAUGUGGGACACCACCUAGCUAUCAUGAUUCCUGUUCUGUGCCUGAGGAAAUUUACACUGGCAUGAAACCCUGUGGACAUAGUCGAUGUGAAAAAGGUCUCAAUCAUAAACAAGUCCAAUUUCAGGAUGAGAAAGAUCAAGCUGGUAAGAAACUCAAUGUUUGUAGUGAGUGUGGGAAAGGCUUUAUUAAGAAGUCACGGCUUAUUACACAUCAAAGAAUUCAUACUGGAGAGAAACCGUUUGUAUGUGGCGAUUGUGGAAAAGCCUUCAGUGAGAAAUCACACCUCAUUGUGCAUCAGAGGAUUCAUACUGGGGAGAAACCUUAUGAAUGUACUGAGUGUGGGAGGGCCUUCUCCCAGAAGUCACCCUUCAUCGUUCAUCAGAGAGUCCACACUGGAGAGAAACCCUAUGAAUGUUUUGAGUGUCAAAAAGCCUUCUCUCAGAAGUCACAUCUCAUUAUACAUCAGCGAGUUCAUGCUAGAGAGAAGCCCUUUGAAUGCAGUGAAUGUGGGAAAGCCUUCUGUGAGAAGUCUCACCUUUUUAUACACCAGAUAACUCAUACUGGGGAGAGACCCUAUGAAUGUACUGAAUGUGGGAAAACCUUCCCUCGGAAAACACAACUCAUCAUCCAUCGGAGAACACAUACUGGAGAGAAACCCUAUAAGUGUAGUGAAUGUGGAAAAACCUUUUGCCAGCAGUCCCACCUCAUAGGGCACCAAAGAAUUCACACAGGAGAGAAACCUUAUAUAUGUACUGACUGUGGAAAAGCCUUUUCCCAAAAGUCACACCUUACUGGACAUCAAAGGCUUCAUACUGGAGAAAAACCUUAUAUAUGUACGGAAUGUGGAAAAGCCUUCUCUCAGAAGUCACCUCUUAUUAUACACCAGAGAAUUCAUACAGGGGAGAAACCCUAUGAGUGUAGUGACUGUGGCAAAACCUUCUCCCAGAAAUCACCUCUCAUUAUUCAUCAGAGAAUUCAUACAGGGCAGAAACGCCAUGAGCGUACUGAGUGUGGAAGGGCCUUUUCCCUGAAGUCACAUCUCAUUAUACAUCAGAGAGCUCAUGCUGGAGAGAAACCAUAUGAAUGUAGUGAAUGUGGAAAGGCCUUCUGUGAGAAGUCUCCAUUAGCUGUACAUCAAAAAACUCAUACUAGGGAGAAACCCUCUGAAUCUGCUGAAUAUGGGAUGGCUUUUUCCCGGAAAUCACAGAUGAUCACAUAUCAGAGAACACACACAAGGGAGAAACCCUCCCAAUGCAGUGACUGUGGGAAGGUAUUCUGCCAGCAUAUAUACCUCACUGGACAUCAGAAUCCACAUAGGAGAGAAACCUCAUAUAUGUACUGAUUGUGGGAAGGUCUUCCCAGAAGUCAGACUUCGCUGUGCGUGAAAAAACUCACACUGAACCGAAAUCCUAUGGAUGUGUUGGACAUGAAAAAAAUGUGGCACCUCCUUAACUGUAGAAUAGAUUCAUAUGUUCCUACGUAUUUCUUUUUUUCUUUAAAGAUUUUAUUUAUUUAUUUA